CGCUCUCGCAGGCAGGCCUUUCCUCGCCCGGCCGAUCGCCCGGCCGCGUCCGCGCGCGCAGGCGGUGGCCGGCCGCCCCGGGCCGCAGCAUGCAGGCGCGCUACUCCGUGUCGGACCCCAACGCGCUAGGCGUGGUGCCCUACUUGAGUGAGCAGAACUACUACCGCGCGGCGGGCAGCUACGGCGGCAUGGCCAGCCCCAUGGGCGUCUACUCCGGCCACCCGGAUCAGUACGGCGCAGGCAUGGGCCGCUCGUACGCGCCCUACCACCACCACCAGCCCGCGGCGCCCAAGGACCUGGUGAAGCCGCCGUACAGCUACAUCGCGCUCAUCACCAUGGCCAUACAGAACGCUCCUGAGAAGAAGAUCACCCUAAAUGGCAUCUACCAGUUCAUCAUGGACCGCUUCCCCUUCUACCGGGAGAACAAGCAGGGCUGGCAGAACAGCAUCCGACACAAUCUCUCGCUCAACGAGUGCUUCGUUAAGGUGCCGCGCGACGACAAGAAGCCGGGCAAGGGCAGCUACUGGACGCUGGACCCGGACUCCUACAACAUGUUCGAGAAUGGCAGCUUCCUGCGGCGACGCCGGCGCUUCAAGAAGAAGGACGUGCCCCGAGAGAAGGAGGAGCGCGCGCACCUCAAGGAGCCGCCUCCAGCAGCGACCAAGGGCGCCCCGACCGGGCCCCCCCUAGCGGACGCCCCCAAAGAAACUGAGAAGAAGGUGGUAAUCAAGAGCGAGGCGGCGUCGCCAGCGCUGCCGGUCAUCACUAAGGUGGAAACCCUGAGCCCCGAGGGCGCGCUGCAAGCCAGCCCGCGCAGCGCCGCGUCCACUCCCGCCGGCUCCCCCGACGGCUCGCUGCCGGAGCACCAGGCCGGGCCGCCCAAUGGGCUGCCGGGCUUCAGCGUGGAGAACAUCAUGACGCUGCGAACGUCGCCGCCGGGUGGUGAGCUGAGCCCCGCCGGGGGGCGCGCGGGGCUGGUGGUGCCGCCGCUGGCGCUGCCCUACGCCGCUGCCCCGCCCGCCACCUACGGGCAGCCGUGUGCGCAGGGCCUGGAAGCCGGGCCGACCGGCGGCUACCAGUGCAGCGUGCGCGCCAUGAGCCUGUACGCCGGCGCCGAGCGGUCCGCGCACGUGUGCGGUCCGCCUGCUCUGGACGAGGCGCUCUCGGACCACGCGAGCGGCCCCACGUCACCCCUGAAUGCUCUCAACCUCGCAGCCAGCCAGGAGGGCGCGCUGGCCGCCGCGGGACACCACCACCAGCACCACGGUCACCACCACCCACCCGCGCCGCCGCCCCCGCCGGCGCCCCAGCCCCAGCCGGCGCCGCAGCCCGGGACCGCCGCGGCCCAGACGGCCUCUUGGUAUCUCAACCACAGCGGGGAGCUGAACCACCUCUCAGGCCACACGUUCGCGGCACAGCAGCAGUCUUUCCCCAACGUCCGGGAGAUGUUCAACUCCCACCGGCUGGGCCUGGAGAACUCGGGUCUUGGGGAUCAUCAGGUGAGCAGCAACGCCAGCUGUCAGCUGCCUUACAGGUCGGCGCCGUCGCUGUACCGCCACGCAGCCCCCUACUCCUAUGACUGUCCGAAAUACUGACUCCGUCGGGCCUCCCCUGCCCCCGGCUCGCUCUGGCUUCCCUCUCAGACAGUUAAGGCGGCAGAGAC
This is a messenger RNA of Chrysochloris asiatica (Cape golden mole), 1663 nucleotides long. It is a transcript of the gene FOXC2, whose product is annotated as forkhead box C2 (MFH-1, mesenchyme forkhead 1). Gene Ontology annotation, biological process: regulation of transcription by RNA polymerase II; anatomical structure morphogenesis; cell differentiation. The record is from RefSeq and is a predicted model, not a curated record. The transcript has a single exon. Bases 90 to 1595 code for a protein of 501 amino acids. Gene Ontology annotation, molecular function: DNA-binding transcription factor activity, RNA polymerase II-specific; RNA polymerase II cis-regulatory region sequence-specific DNA binding. Lineage: Eukaryota; Metazoa; Chordata; Mammalia; Afrosoricida; Chrysochloridae.